Molecule: messenger RNA, 443 nt
Organism: Colletotrichum navitas
Lineage: Eukaryota; Fungi; Ascomycota; Sordariomycetes; Glomerellales; Glomerellaceae
Exons: 1
Coding region: 51-212 (53 amino acids)
Source: RefSeq, a predicted model, not a curated record
CAGCAUCCAAGCGCCCUCACUUUGGUACGGGCAACUGAUAGCCCGCUAGCAUGGAGCUUGAUGAAGGGAGAGAAAAAGAGAGGUGGGCUAGCGGGCCACCGAAGGAUUCAAGUAAGAAGUGUGGGCCUUGGACGAAACCUACGGCAGCUGCGCCUAGGGGUGGCCACAAUGUAGUACGAAUACUCCGUAGAAAGGACGGGAUAGAAAGAUAAAGAGGAAGGGUAUUUGAAAAAAAAAAAACCCCCCAGACCCACCCGUUGGAACCGGGACUGUCUUCGAUGAAGAUCCUUCGGCCCUCACUGUGUGGCUAAUGGUGGCCGGAGUGAUUAUGAAUCAGGAUCUCAGCCCCGGCCCGUGGGGUGGUGGUGGUGGUGGUGGUGUUAGAGGUGUUGGAAGAAGAAAACCCAGCUUCUGAGCUUCAGAUUACAGAUGCACGAUCGAAG